Messenger RNA from Acipenser ruthenus (sterlet), 3722 nucleotides. RefSeq names its product cytohesin 1b (gene cyth1b). The transcript is spliced from 13 exons. The coding region runs from base 289 to 1491 and encodes 400 amino acids. Gene Ontology annotation, biological process: regulation of ARF protein signal transduction. Gene Ontology annotation, molecular function: guanyl-nucleotide exchange factor activity. The record is from RefSeq and is a predicted model, not a curated record. NCBI's taxonomy places the organism in Eukaryota, Metazoa, Chordata, Actinopteri, Acipenseriformes, Acipenseridae.
GGCAGAACCGCGUCGCACUAGGGCCUGCUUGUGACGCGCUCGAUACAGCAAGAAAGUAGCAGGCGAUAGGCUGGCCUAGGUCGCAGGUAGCCCCACCUGCUGUCCUGAAUAUCUACUCAACUGACUCAAUUAACAUUUUUCAGAGCUGGCGGGAUAGUACUGACAAACAAAAGCGAAUCGCAAACCUACAGAACUUUUAACCAGACAAAACAGUUAAUAAGUAGUGAUUUGAAAGCCAGUCGGAUUUACUACUACUACUACUAGUUGCAGACAGUUUGGGACACAAAAAUGGUACUCAAAACAGAGGACGGCAUUGUUCCCAACGACCUGACCCCGGAGGAGCGGCAGGAGUUGGAGAAUAUCCGCCGCCGCAAACAGGAGCUGCUGGAGGACAUUCAGCGUCUGAAGGAUGAGAUAACAGAGGUCACGAAUGAGAUUGAGAACCUGGGGUCCACUGAAGAGCGGAAAAACAUGCAAAGGAAUAAACAGGUGGCCAUGGGCCGUAAGAAAUUCAAUAUGGACCCCAAAAAGGGGAUCCGGUUCUUGAUAGAGAAUGACUUGCUGAAGAACACCUGUGAGGAUAUCGCUCAGUUCCUGUACAAGGGAGAAGGCCUGAAUAAGACUGCAAUCGGAGAUUACCUGGGGGAGAGGGAUGAUUUCAAUAUUCAAGUUCUUCAUGCCUUUGUGGAGCUGCAUGAAUUCACGGACCUCAACCUGGUGCAAGCUCUACGGCAGUUCCUGUGGAGUUUCCGGCUGCCCGGAGAGGCCCAGAAGAUUGACCGCAUGAUGGAAGCGUUCGCCCAGCGAUACUGCCGGUGUAACCCAGGGGUCUUUCAGUCCACAGAUACCUGCUACGUGCUCUCCUUCGCAAUCAUCAUGCUCAACACCAGCCUGCACAACCCCAAUGUGAAGGACAAGCCCCCGGUGGAGCGCUUCAUCGCCAUGAACCGGGGCAUCAACGAUGGAGGGGACCUGCCAGAGGACCUGCUCCGGAAUCUGUACGACAGCAUUAAGAACGAACCCUUUAAAAUCCCAGAGGACGAUGGGAACGACCUGACACACACCUUCUUCAACCCCGACCGAGAGGGCUGGCUCCUCAAGCUCGGAGGUGGCCGUGUAAAGACUUGGAAGAGACGGUGGUUCAUUCUCACAGACAACUGCCUUUAUUACUUUGAGUACACCACAGACAAAGAACCCAGAGGAAUUAUCCCCUUGGAAAACCUCAGCAUUCGAGAAGUCGAGGACUCAAAAAAGCCAAAUUGCUUUGAGCUGUACAUCCCAGACAACAAAGACCAGGUGAUCAAAGCCUGCAAGACGGAGGCGGACGGCCGCGUGGUGGAGGGGAACCACACGUUCUACCGCAUCUCAGCCGCUGCCACGGAGGAGAAGGACGAGUGGAUCAAGUGCAUCAAAGCUGCGAUCAGCAGAGACCCCUUCUACGAGAUGCUGGCAGCCAGGAAGAAGAAGGUCUCCUCCUUGAAGAGGCACUAGCUCGCCCCACCACAUCUCCGCACUUCAGGGGGAAUUGACAUUGUGCUGACUGGCUGCUUGGCCAGCUGUGUGGACCCUCCUCUCAAAUGGAGGGAGUGGCUUGUUCAAGGUUUUUGCAUCACAGUUUCUCUUCAACUCAGCGGGUCUGAAUGUGGCGUCUCAAGUGAAACUAACUUCCAUUGCAAAAAAUAAAUAAUAAUAAUAAAAAAAAAAUCUAAUCUAAGAUUUUCUUCGUUCUGCAUAAAUAUAUAUAUAAAUAUUUACUACAUGCACCUAUUUUUUAAAGCUGCUGUACUUUUAGUUGUGCUUUUUCUGAAGGAUUUGAUCUCGCUGGCUGGAAGAAUCGCUUCUGAAUUUCUUUUAAAGCCCUCAGGAACUUGAUUUUUGUUGUGUUUUUUUUUUCUUGUUUGUUUUCACGAUGUUGGGGAAGUACUCUUACCUUCCCUCUCCUAAUAGAGAAUGAACUGUGUCUACAAAGACUGCGCCAAAAGGACAGUUUCAUCCUGGAUUGUGCAUCAGAGGGAAUGUGUUUUAAAGAUGGGGGCAAUACCUUGUUUCUAAUAUCUGUAAACAUAGUUGCAGCUUCCAAUGGCAGUACAUUUAGAACAUCAGCAAUUGUAUCACUUUACUUCCUGGCGCGAGGAAAGCGUUUCUUUCUAAUACCUGACCCAUUCUUCAUUGAGAACGCCCAUCUGAAAAAAACAGGUUCUCAAAAACAUCACAAGGCUUGCUAGAACGUAGUUGCUAAAAAUCAUGCGUUCAAAUGCAAAAGAGACACAGUGCUAGACAGAGAGGAGCUCAAAACUGAUAGAGAAAAAACAAUGACUGCAUAUAGAAACGGGUUGGGGUUUAGUCCCUGCAGAUACUUUCCAUGCAGUUAAGUAAUAGAGGAAUCGGGGACUGAGGCUCCUGCAGCUAGCUGGCAGAUUCCUUUGGCUUUUCUGAGCCAAACCUUUGCCCUGUGAGACACCUACCAUGCUGUCCCUGCCCACAGUAGUAUCCACUGCCAGGGGUCUGUGACAUCAGCGACAGCUUUCUGAGUGGUUUUGAAUACAUUUACACACAGCAGAUGCAUCCUGUAACAUGGUAUGUUAAUCAUGGCCAGUAAUGGGUAAAAAGCAAGGUGUUCAAAAGCAGUCGUGUAAAAAAAAAAAAAAAAGUUCCAAACUUACUUGGAUACCAGAGUUUACUGGCACACGUUCUCCCUUCGACAGCUUCUUGGUAACCCAGUCUUUGGUGCCACUCCUUAGCAAAGUGCAUUGAUUGUGCCACAAUUUUAAAAUGUGUACAACGCUUUAAAUCGACGUCACUGCUGGCGAUUACUGUUACCGGCAUGUCGCGACUAAUCUCCUUCGUUUGUGAACAAGUGGAGGGCUUCAGCGGUUUGACUUGAGCUGAAGGCACACAGCUGUGUUUCCAAUGUGCUAAACUAGGGGCUGAACGAUGCACUGACUGCAGUCAGUAUGAGGUACACGAGAAGCAGGUUGAUGUUUAAUCAAAUAAAACGAGUAUUUAAGAGGGUGGGCUCAAUUAGCCACACUAUCGCUGCCAUCAUCCUCGUCUCUCGGUGACGAUUCCUUUCAAUGAGUGGGAUUCUCAUUGGUGCUCCACCAGCCGGGGUCUGACAGCGCACCCGAGUAGUCUCUGUACAGUCUCUUUGGACAGUGUGCUAUGCCAGUGGGUAGCCCAUAGGGAGAUUGAUUGUGGCCCAGUUAAGACGGGUGGUUACAACUUGCUAUGUAUGAUGCCAGUUUUACAAGAUUCAACUUUGGUAGCCAAGUUGACCAAGAUUGUAUUUCCUGUUAAUUUAAUAGAAAAAAAGUUGUUAUUUUGAUUUUUUUUUUUUUUUUUUUAAGUGAGAUGUUCUAACUGGGUCAAAUGUUAAGAAAACAAGAAGCCAUUCUGAUUUCGUUUUUAAAUAACUUUAAAUUUGACCUAAUUACUCAUUUUUCAAUGCACUGGUUGUUAAAGAAAAAUUUAAUUAAAAAAAAAUAUCCUUAAUGACUAAACAGUAUUAGUCUAUUUAUCAGAGUUGUGUAUAUACUUAAAUGUAUAGUUUCUUUUUUUGUUGUUUAUUUUGUAUUGUUCAAUUUUUGUUUAUAGCGGUAUAAAAAAAAAGAAAUUCUGUGUGCCAGUUUUUUCGUUUGUUAUUUGAUUUCAGACUUCUGCCAAUACCAUUUAAUCUAGCACUGAAAAACUGGAGAAAAUAAAGAAAAAACUUGCCCUAAUGA